Messenger RNA from Melitaea cinxia (Glanville fritillary), 1627 nucleotides. RefSeq lists its product as uncharacterized. Bases 38 to 1627 code for a protein of 529 amino acids. Lineage: Eukaryota; Metazoa; Arthropoda; Insecta; Lepidoptera; Nymphalidae. The transcript is spliced from 2 exons. The record is from RefSeq and is a predicted model, not a curated record.
CCCAAACGGAAUUUACAAGAACGAAAUUGAUUUUAUCAUGUCUAAUAAUGCAAAAUAUAUCAAAGAUGUUUCCAUCAUACAUAACUUAAAUUUUAAUUCGGAUCAUAAAAUGGUUCGUGCUAAACUAACAGGAACGAAAAUAAAGACUAAAAGACAAUUUCGCACAGACAACUCAUCCAUUUUAUGUACCGGCAAUAUCACUCAACUUAUAAGUAACUUGCAGAAAGAAAUAAAUAAAAAGUCAAUAUACCAACUACCAAUCCAGGAACAAUACGCGAAACUUAUAAGCCUAUUGAAAACAGAAACCAAAAAAGUAAAUACAGAUAGCAAAAAAGUGAUAUCGGACGAAACAUACCAACUAUUAAAAGAAAGGAAAGAAUUAUUACAAAAGAAAGAAAAGAAAAAUUACCGUCCCAAAAUAUCAGAACUCAGUAAAAAAAUUAAUGUAAAUAUCAGAAAAGACAAGAAAAUUAAAAGACAAAAUACACUAAAGAAACAUAUUGAAAAAACAGGUGGAAUUAAAAAGGCAAUAAAGGAAUUAAAUAGUAAAAAAGAAUGGAUGUUAAAAGUGAAGACAAUGGACAAUAAAGCAUUCGACUCCUUAGAGCAUGAUUACAUCUGGGAAGCACUGCGUAUACAGGGGAUACAGGGCAAGUACAUAAAAUUACUCCAGAACAUAUAUUCUAAAAGCACAGCUCGAGUUAGACUAGAAACUACAGGAGAAGAAUUUCCUAUAGAGAGAGGGGUUCGUCAAGGGGAUCCAAUUUCACCCAAGUUGUUUUCAGCGGCGCUAGAGAUUAUAUUCAGAAAUCUGCAAUGGGACCACGAAGGACUGGAUAUAGAUGGUGUAAAGUUAAAUCACUUACGGUUUGCAGACGACAUAAUUUUAUUUUCAGAAUGCCCAAAACAACUUGAGCAAAUGCUACAACAACUGUCAGAUCAAAGCGCGAUAGCAGGGCUUACAAUAAACACAGCGAAAACAAAAAUUAUGACGAACACCUCACAGUCAUAUAACAUCAGAGUCAAUGCACAGGAAAUAGAAUACGUGGAAGAGUACGUAUAUCUAGGACAACUCGUAGCCGCAAGAGAUACUAUGCAUAAGGAAAUAGAUAGAAGAAUAUCUAACACAUGGAAAAGAUACUGGUCCCUUAGUGAAAUAAUGAAAAAUGAAGACAUGCCGCUUAAAGAGAAGAGAAAAGUAUAUAAUAUCUGCAUUUUACCAUGCUUAACAUAUGGUUGCCAAACAUGGGCAUUAACAGAAAAAUUAAUGAACAAAGUAAACGUAUGUCAAAACGGAAUAGAGAGAAGUGUAAUUGGGGUAAAAAGAUUGGAUAAAAUAACAUUAGAAGAAAUAAAAUAUAUUACUAAAUUUAAGGAGGCAAAAAAGACAUGCAAGACUUUAAAAUGGAGAUGGACGGGACAUAUGAUAAGAGAUACAAACGAGAAAUGGACAAAAAUGAUAACGGAGUGGUAUCCUAGGAAUGGAAAAAGAAAUAAAGGGCGACAAAUGAAACGUUGGGAAGAUGACCUGAAGAAGGUGGCUGGUCCAGUGUGGAUGAGAAUAGCGAGAGACAGAUCAAUGUGGAAAAAAUUAGAGGAGGCCUAUGUCGAAGGACAAGCUGUUUGA